Lathyrus sativus (Indian pea) is the source of this 603-nucleotide messenger RNA. NCBI's taxonomy places the organism in Eukaryota, Viridiplantae, Streptophyta, Magnoliopsida, Fabales, Fabaceae. The record is from the annotation of a GenBank genome assembly.
AUGGAACAAAAACAACCUCUAAUAAUCAGAGACAAAAACCAGAUGAGAAACUGGUCAAGAUCAAUGAGAUCCCAAUCUAAACUCAUUGCUUUCGUUCCCACCAUGGGUUACCUUCACCAAGGGCAUCUUUCUCUCAUCACCGAAGCUCACAAAUACGCCAAUGUUGUUGCAGUAUCAAUCUACGUCAACCCGGGUCAGUUCUCACCUAAUGAAGAUCUUUCCACUUACCCUUCUGAUUUUGAAGGUGAUGUUCAGAAGCUUUUGUCUGUUCCUGGUGGUGUUGAAGUUGUUUUUAAUCCAAAGAAUUUGUAUGAUUAUGGAGAGAGUGAGGGUGGUGAUGGUGUUGUUGUUGUUGGUGGUGGUGAGGUGGUGUCUUGUGUUGAGAAGAGUUGUUUGGGACAUGAGAGUUGGGUUAGAGUUGAGAAACUUGAAAAGGGUCUUUGUGGGAAGAGUAGGUCUGUUUUCUUUUCUUUAGAGGCGUUGCUACUAUUGUUGCUAAGUUGUUUAAUAUUGUUGAGCCUGAUGUUGCUGUCUUUGGGAAAAAGGAUUAUCAUCAAUAGAGAGUUAUUCAGAGAAUGGUUCGCGAUCUUGAUUUUUCCAUAA